Prunus persica (peach) is the source of this 991-nucleotide messenger RNA. RefSeq lists its product as uncharacterized. The record is from RefSeq and is a predicted model, not a curated record. The transcript has 2 exons. NCBI's taxonomy places the organism in Eukaryota, Viridiplantae, Streptophyta, Magnoliopsida, Rosales, Rosaceae. Gene Ontology annotation, biological process: defense response to fungus. The coding region runs from base 1 to 699 and encodes 232 amino acids.
AUGCGUUGCUUGGAAAAGCCUAGCAAAAACACUCCUAUAAAUGACACAAGCAUUGCUCCCUCAUUUCUCAUACUCAUUAAUGCUGGUUCUUCUUUUGAAAAAAAGGUACCAACUGUGGAAAAAAUCCUUAUAGAUGCUACUAUAGGACGCGCAUUAGAGGCGCUACUAGGAGCUGUUUCACAAGCAAGGGAGAGAGCACACAUGUAUGAAUCUAUUCUUGCACAACUAGAAUUCACAAUUCAAACCAUCACUCCAAAAAUCAGUGAAAUCGAUCAUCUUUCUGAAGAAGAUUUCCCAGACGAUGUCAUUUACCGAAUACGUCUACAGCUGAUUCAAGGCAGGGAACUAGUCAAUAAGUGCUCGAAUGCGGGUUGCUGCAACUUAUGGAAGAGCCAAAUGUACUACAAGAAGCUCCAAGAGUUGGAUGACUCUCUUCGGAGGCUGAUUACUAUUGAUUUGCAAGUUAAGGUGGCACUGGAUGUUAUAAGGAUAUCGACUGAGAUGAAGGAAUUGUGUAGGAGAUGGGAUCAAAAGAAUAAAAUGGAUGUGCAUGGGGAUGGCAGGGGAUGGAUUUUUAACAUAAGUGGAAGUAAGGUUUUGGGUAAGUUUUCUGGAUUGAAGAGGCUUGUGCAGACUGUGCAGUCAGCACCAAAGCGAAUCCUUAUGAAUUUGGUUACAUGUGGGGCUAUCACAGAAUAAAUCUAUAUAGCAGCUUCUGUCCCAAAAACUAUGGAUUGAAUAUUGUGUAAAAUUAGUGUUCUGGAUGCUUGAUGUUGGUGUUAAAGUAAUAAAAUGAUGCAAAUCAAAUCCCUCCAAUUGAUUGGAGGGAACCAAAAUUCAAGGAGACCUUCGAAAUUCCCUUUUAAAUUUUUUUUUUUUUAAAAUAGCCCACAUGCUGUACUUUAACUAUUGGAACAACCCUAUUAAAAAAGACAAUUGGAACGUUAUGUACUAGAUCUAUUUUAAUUGAGUAACUUUUCAGGAUGACAGU